AUGAACCAAGAUUUAGUAAACCUAGAACAAAAGGUUUCUAAUCUUGAACAAAUAAUUGUUAAGCGUGAACAAGCAAUUAGCCAGCUUAGAGAACCUGAAGUUCUUGUUGAAAGUGUUGUUAAUGUGUUGAAGAAUCUAGAUAAAAGAGCAGUUUUUGUGAAAGAGUUUAAUUGGAGUGAUGUAAAAAAUGAUUAUGAUCAUGCUAACGACAAAAAAAAAUUUAUUCAAGAUUUAGAAACGUGGUUUAAAAAAAAGCCAUUAACAGUCGCAAAAGAAAAAGGUUGCACAAUUAAAGAUGUUAUCUCAAAAAGAACUGCGUACUUCUUACUUGGCAAUUAUCUUAUCAAUAGAAAUUUUAAGGAAGCAGAAUAUCUCAA
Messenger RNA from Racocetra persica, 377 nucleotides. Lineage: Eukaryota; Fungi; Glomeromycota; Glomeromycetes; Diversisporales; Gigasporaceae. The record is from the annotation of a GenBank genome assembly.